AUGCCCCAGUGCGAUGAGGAGGGGCGGUACCGGCCCCUCCAGUGCCACAGCAGCACUGGGCACUGCUGGUGUGUGGACACUGCCGGGCAAGAGAUCGCUGGCACACGGACAGCACCAGGCAGCACGCCACCUCGCUGUGGGAACACAGAGCCCACGGAGCGGCCCCCCACCAUGUGUGAGCGCUGGCGGCAGAGCUUGCUGGAGCACUACGGCGGCAGUCCCCGACCCGACCAGUACGUUCCCCAGUGCGACGCGGACGGUCAGUUCACUCCAGUACAGUGCCACGGGGACAGCGGGUACUGCUGGUGCGUGGAUGAGAGUGGCAGGGAGAUCCAGGGCACCCGUUCGGAGCCUGGCAGCACCCCACCAUGUCUCCCCAGCGUCGCACCGCCCAGCGUCCGGCCCUCGCCCCGGCCUGAUGUGUCCCCGCCAGCCACUGGGACCUUUCUGCUCUAUGCUCAGGGACAGCAAAUCGGGUACCUCCCGCUCAAUGGCACGUGGCUGCAGAAGGACGCGGCGAAGACCCUGCUCUCCCUGCAUGGCUCCAUCGUGGUGGGGAUUGACUAUGACUGCAGGGAAAAGACCAUCUACUGGACUGAUGUGGCCGGCCGGACCAUAAACCGGGCGAGUCUGGAGGCAGGCACUGAGCCAGAGACCAUCAUCAACUCAGGUCUCAUCAGCCCCGAGGGGCUGGCAGUGGACCACCUGCGCCGAGCCAUCUUCUGGACCGACAGCGGCCUGGAUAAGAUCGAGAGAGCCCGGCUGGACGGCUCCGAGCGCCGUGUGCUGUUCGACACGGAGCUCGUCAACCCCCGCGCCAUCACCGUGGACCCCGUCCGAGGCAACCUUUACUGGACGGACUGGAAUCGUGAAGCACCCAAAAUUGAAACGUCGACCGUCAACGGAGCCAACAGGAGGGUGCUGGUGAACACGGAUAUUGGCUUGCCCAACGGCUUGACCUUCGACCCCUUCUCCAAGCUGCUCUGUUGGGCGGACGCAGGAACGAAGCACCUGGAGUGCACGUUCCCCGAUGGUGCGGGCCGGCGCGUGAUACAGAACAACCUCAACUACCCCUUCAGCGUUGUCAGCUACGCCAGCCACUUCUACCACACGGACUGGAGAAGGGAUGGUGUGAUAGCCAUCGAUAAAGAAACCGGCUCCUUCACCGAUGAGUAUCUCCCAGAGCAGCGAUCACACCUCUAUGGAAUAACUGCAGUUUAUCCCUACUGCCCUGGAG
This is a messenger RNA of Mesitornis unicolor (brown roatelo), 1237 nucleotides long. RefSeq names its product nidogen-2-like. Gene Ontology annotation, cellular component: basement membrane. Lineage: Eukaryota; Metazoa; Chordata; Aves; Mesitornithiformes; Mesitornithidae. The annotation marks the transcript as partial. The record is from RefSeq and is a predicted model, not a curated record. The transcript has 8 exons. Gene Ontology annotation, biological process: cell-matrix adhesion.